AUGGCUUUUCCUAUUUCACUCUCCCAAGCCUCUUUGGCAGCUGCCAUACUAGGCUCCGUCUACGGAAAUUACAUCGCUCUAUCACCGCCAAACCCCAGUCACCAUGCUGCUCCCUCAACCGGAGACUCGGUUCGUGGCUUGCUUUUGACCAAAAAACACUCGACCAAGGUGGCACUAGCUCCUUGGGGUUUGCUAGCGCUGCAGUCUGCUGCUCUCGCCCUGCACUACCCGGACAUACCAGCCUCUGUCAUCCGUCACGGUGGAGAAAAUGGACUCAACAUGAACCUCAUAACAUGGUCUCCAGCAACCGUGAUACCCUUGGCCCUGAUUUUCGGCGCUGGGAUUCCUCUUCGUUUGAUCCCCUACGCAUCUUUGGGCAAAAACUUUACCUUUGCGCUCAAAACGCCGGAUCAAUUGAAAACAACGGGUAUAUACCAAUAUGUCCAGCACCCAAGUUAUACCGGCGUUAUCAUCCUUGUACUAUCAAACGUUGCACUUCUCACUAGACUGGAUGGACCUUUAAGCUGUUGGAUUCCUCCACAGUAUUACAAUACCUUGUAUUGGAUGUUGGGCCUCAUGGGACCAUGCACAGCAGUUUUCUUCUACGGCACUUGGAAAAGAGUCCGUGAAGAGGAGAAGAUGUUGAAGGCGGCUUUCGGUAAGGAGUGGGAGAACUGGCAUGCAAAGACAGCUCGCUUCAUACCAUAUAUCUUCUAG
This is a messenger RNA of Fusarium pseudograminearum CS3096, 717 nucleotides long. RefSeq lists its product as uncharacterized. Gene Ontology annotation, molecular function: protein C-terminal S-isoprenylcysteine carboxyl O-methyltransferase activity. The record is from RefSeq and is a predicted model, not a curated record. The coding region runs from base 1 to 717 and encodes 238 amino acids. The transcript has a single exon. Gene Ontology annotation, cellular component: membrane; endoplasmic reticulum. Gene Ontology annotation, biological process: C-terminal protein methylation. Lineage: Eukaryota; Fungi; Ascomycota; Sordariomycetes; Hypocreales; Nectriaceae.